Oppiella nova is the source of this 678-nucleotide messenger RNA. The record is from the annotation of a GenBank genome assembly. Lineage: Eukaryota; Metazoa; Arthropoda; Arachnida; Sarcoptiformes; Oppiidae.
AUCCUCGGUGUGACCGAAGCCUACAAGAAGGACACAAACCCUAAGAAAAUCAAUUUAGGUGUCGGUGCCUAUCGGGACGACAACAGCAAACCAUUUCUACUGCCGUCUGUUCUCAAAGCCGAAGAGAUAUUGAGAACAAAGAAUUUGGACAAAGAAUAUCUUCCGAUCAGUGGUUUCGCUGACUUCACGACCGCAGCCGCCAAACUGGCCUUUGGGGACAACAGUCGAGUCCUGUCCGACGGAUUGAACGCGACGGUUCAGGGAAUCUCUGGAACGGGUUCUCUGAUGUUGGGCGCAAACUUCCUCAGAGACUUCCACUCUGGUCCCAAAGAGGUCUAUAUGCCGACCCCCACGUGGGGUAAUCACAUCCCUCUGUUCAAAAGGGCGGGCUUUACAGUGAAACAGUACCGAUACUAUGACCCAAAAACUUGUGGAUUUGAUUUUAACGGCGCUCUUCAAGAUAUGGCUAAAAUACCGGAGAAAUCAGUGAUUCUUCUGCACGCGUGCGCUCACAACCCGACGGGAGUCGACCCUAAAGCCGAACAAUGGAAAGAGAUAUCAAAGGUUGUGAAGCAGAGGAAUUUGUUCCCAUUCCUGGAUAUGGCUUAUCAGGGGUUCGCCACCGGAGACAUCGAUCGCGACGCCACUGCUGUCCGAAUGUUCGUCGAAGAUGGCCAU